AUGUCUUCCAAAUUCCGCGACGAGCUGCUUGAAAGCUAUUCGGAUGAGGAAUUAUUACGCCAUAUUGUGGCCUCCCCGCGGCAUCCGUUCCCCCCAGGCGAGGCUCAUGGCCCGUUCCCGUCCAGGAUACGCAUCUUAUCCGAGAAUCUUCUUGCUAAGGGAUAUGAUCGUGAGCAUCUGCCGGAAGUGACUCGGGCUGUUGAAGUCGCUCACCGGCUUGGUAUCCGCGUUCCCAAAAUCCUGCGGAUCGUCAGGGGCGAAGACGAUUGGGGUUACUGCAUUAUGGAACGCAUCCAUGGGCCGACGCUGGCGGAAGCCUGGGCGAAGCUUGGCUGGUUUACGACGGUGAGGCUGGCUUUACAACUUCGCCGCUUCGUCCGCCUCCUCAGGUCGGUAACGUCGACCACGGCAGGCCAACUCGUAACGGGCAGGUGUUACUCAUUCUAUCUCGACGACCGCUGGGGCCUUCCCGAUCGAGCAAGCAUGGAGGACGUCAAAAGCUAUAUCCAGUUCUGGGCCCGCUUCACCACUCUUAAGAAGGAAGUAGAGGCCCGCGAUCACGGCCGAACCGGUCCUCCGCCUCGAAUUCCGCCGAUGGGCGACACAUUCGUCCUCGUCCACCACGACCUUAAAGCUCGCAAUCUCGUGCUGGGGCCUUCUGGUCAGCUUUGGGUGAUUGACUGGGAUGUCGCUGGCUUCUACCCAAUCUAUUUUGAUCAGAACCUGAAGAAAUUCCACAAAAACACCCCAUAG
Molecule: messenger RNA, 753 nt
Organism: Lasiodiplodia theobromae
Lineage: Eukaryota; Fungi; Ascomycota; Dothideomycetes; Botryosphaeriales; Botryosphaeriaceae
Exons: 2
Coding region: 1-753 (250 amino acids)
Source: RefSeq, a predicted model, not a curated record